Molecule: messenger RNA, 1384 nt
Organism: Aspergillus brunneoviolaceus CBS 621.78
Lineage: Eukaryota; Fungi; Ascomycota; Eurotiomycetes; Eurotiales; Aspergillaceae
Product: Zn(II)2Cys6 transcription factor domain-containing protein
Exons: 3
Coding region: 45-1175 (376 amino acids)
Biological process (GO): regulation of transcription by RNA polymerase II
Molecular function (GO): DNA-binding transcription activator activity, RNA polymerase II-specific; zinc ion binding
Source: RefSeq, a predicted model, not a curated record
GUCUCUUCCCAACAACAGGUUCAACAAGAUUGGGCCUUGGGGUCAUGGGUCCAGCUCGUGUUAGACAGCGAUCAAGAUGGGGCUGUAAAAACUGCAAGCUUCGACGGGUGAAGUGCGACGAAGUCAAACCCAUGUGUCGGCAAUGCCAGGCUUAUGGUGUCUCCUGUAGUUUUAGCUUCACUCAGACUAAGAUGCAGCCCCUGCAACCCGUCAUCGAGCAUGUUUUUGCUCGGCCCUCGCCCUCGAUUGGAUUACCUUAUUGGCUUUGCCCGACCGAUCGGCUGAUGAACCGAUUCCAACUACAAAUCGCCCCGACCAUGAGCUAUGGCAAACGGCUGGAUGUAUAUCAAACUCAAGUGGUCGAACUGGCACAGACGACACCAUUCCUCAAGCAUGCCAUCACGACGGUAACCUAUAUGUACCAGCGCCACACAACAACACCCUUCCGAUUAACCCCCGACUGGGCGGAACUCUACCACUGGGAUCGAGCCCUGGUUGGCUUAAAUCGGAAACUGUCGCAGAAUCCUCAAUCCGACGACAAAGCCGCCUUGCUCAGCACCUCCAUGCUGAUGUGGCUACUAGUCUUCUGCCACGUCGAUGCGUCGAGUCCAGAAGAGGCCUGGCCGUUAUCCCCGAAUCUCGUCAGCGGUCCCACCUGGUUAAGGAUUGCGCGAGGGAAAGACGAAGUCUGGCGCCAGAUGCCCUCCCCUCCACGAGACAGCAUCUCAGCAGCUCUAGCACCGGUGGAAAACAAUCCGAUUAUAAAUCGGCCUGCUCCACCCCCGGCGCCUCUUCAAGGGGUUCCCGCCUCGUUUCUGCGGCUCUUUGAUCUGGGCACGGGAAAACAGUCGUCGGACUCUGAAGCGGUAUACCAUAGCGUCGCCGUCGACGUUGCGUGGGCGCUGUUCGGUGAUCGGCCUCCUCUGCCGACUAUCUUGAGAUUCGUCACAUUUCUCAGCACCAUGUCGUCCAACUUCAAAUUGCUGUUGCUCGCGAAGGAUCCUCGGGCAUUGUUACUACUGGCCUGCUGGUAUGGGAAGAUUCGGGGACUGGGAGUGUGGUGGAUGACCCCACGCACGGUGCUGGAAGGGGAGUCAAUUUGUCGGUAUCUGGAGCAAGGCUAUCCCGAAGAUCCAGAUCUACAGAAGAUGACUGCCUUUCUUCGGGCGCUAUAGGUGUGUUUGAGGGAAGGAUAUCUGCCUUCUCCGAGUAUAGGUAUCCGAUAUCAGAAAUCUUUAUUACGUGUUCAACUGUUUACAAGUCUUUUUUCACUGGCUUGGGAUUGAUAAAGAGGGCUUGGCGAGGGCUUUCCAGUUCGACUUGGCCCAGAGAAUAAUUCGCGGGACGGCCGCGUCAACGUCAACUGCAGGACGAAAGGACAAUC